AUGGCCUCCUAUCUCGCCGACAAGCUGAAAGAACAAGGCAACGCCGCUUUUAGAGAAGGCAACUUUGUCAAGGCAGAAGAAUUAUAUACACAGGCCAUCCAGAAAUACUCGCAGAACCCGCUCAUCUUCACGAAUAGAGCGAAUGUGCGCUUGAAAUUGCAGCGGUGGGAGGGUGCUGUGAAUGAUUGUCUGAAGUCGAUUGAUAUCACUCAGGGAGGGCAGAAUCACAAGGCUUUCUAUUUUCUCGGUAAGGGAUGCGCAUUUCCACUUUUCUUGUUUUGAAGACUGGAAAGUUCCCGGCAUCACAAAGCUUCAGCUUGACAUGGCUGACAGCCUUGUAGCGCAAGCACAGCUCGCCUUACACCACCCUCACGAGGCCUUAUCAUCCGCUCUCACGGCCUACAAUCAAGUUCUCCACCCAACUCCAUCCGCCAAAAUCUCACCCUCAGACCUACCGACCUUCGCACACUUUGUCCUAGCCUGCAAAAAGGCCAAAUUCUCCGCGCGGGACCGCGAGCGACUCCGACGACAAGGCCACCUCCGAGCCGAACUGGAAGAAAUCCUCGAACGAGAGCGUCAAGCCGAACUCCACCUCAUCUCCAAAGAACUCCACGCCGGCACCCUCGGCCCCGUCGAAGCCUCCGAACGCAGCGAAGAGAUUGCCGCCCACUUCAACGCCAAAACCACCACUCUCCGCUCCGUCUUCGAAUCCGCAGAUCCCGCCAACCAGAGACCGCGCGAGAUCCCGGAUCACCUGAUUGAUAUGAUUACGUUUGAGCCGAUGCAUGAUCCCGUCAUCACGAAGAAUGGACAUUCGUAUGAGCGGAGUACGAUCUAUGAGCAUUUGAAACGGAGUCCGACGGAUCCGCUGACGAGGGAUCCGUUGAAGAUCGAGGAUCUGAGGAGUAAUUUUGGGUUGAAGGCUGCUUGUGAUGAGUUUUGGGAGAGUGGAGCGAGUGAGUGGGUGGUUGAUUGGUAG
This is a messenger RNA of Lecanosticta acicola, 979 nucleotides long. NCBI's taxonomy places the organism in Eukaryota, Fungi, Ascomycota, Dothideomycetes, Mycosphaerellales, Mycosphaerellaceae. The record is from the annotation of a GenBank genome assembly.